Messenger RNA from Ruditapes philippinarum (Manila clam), 1804 nucleotides. RefSeq names its product fucolectin-6-like. The record is from RefSeq and is a predicted model, not a curated record. The transcript is spliced from 4 exons. Lineage: Eukaryota; Metazoa; Mollusca; Bivalvia; Venerida; Veneridae. The coding region runs from base 404 to 1048 and encodes 214 amino acids.
ACUCUCUUUUUUAGCCAUUUAAUGGUGAAUUGAUGUUUCCUCUUUUUCUGAGCGAUUUGAGGGUAAACUGAUGUUUCCUUCUUGUUCUCUGCAAGUUGAGGGUAGUUAGUUACUGUGCUUUCUUUCCGCGGCUUGUUAAUUCUCGACUUUUCGCUUUGCGAGGUCGCGGGGCGAAAACACAUAUGGCAAAAAUCAGCCACCAUAUAUUAUUACUUUUUGUAAAUGCAAGGAGUGAUACACUAUUUGUUCAUUGUGAUUUAUUGUCCAUGCUUCAUUAUAUUUGCUUAUCAUGUAUUUCAUGUUUCAAUGUACAUUUUGUAUUUUAAUAUUGACUUGGAAAUAAUCAGAAAUGAUCAAAAACGAUUCUUAAAUUCAGCUGAAUUUUGCUCUUCAAUGAAACAACAUGUUUGCUCAAAGCAGGCGGAAUUUUCUUAUUCUAUCUUGUUAUUUUGGAGUUAUAGAGCAACAUGUACUAGUUAAUCUCGCACUUAACAAGAAUGCUCGUCAGAGUGAUGUACAGGGUGGCCGCUAUGCUGCUUUAGCUGUCGAUGGUGGUUUAUCUCAACACAUGGGGGACAACUCUUGUACACAUACAACAGCUCGUGCUGAUGCAUUCUGGGAGGUGGAUUUAGGCAGAGCGUAUUUCAUUGACCACGUGAUUAUAUAUAAUCGAGCGGACUGUUGCAGUAACCGGUUAAGAGAGGUCGAGUUAUAUAUCGGCUUGAAGACAGAGACAUACAAACAAUAUGGCUUUCAUGAGGGAGUAGUUGGACCCACGUAUACUUUUCAACUAGAAAAUGUAGCGCUUGGACGCUGGGUCCGCAUAACUACAAUUCCAUCUGUUAUAGACUAUUUGACGUUAUGCGAGGUUCAGGUCUUUGGAUAUGUCAAUUUUCAAUAUUUUGACAUCAAGUCGAACUGGUCGGGUAAUGGAAACAAAACAACAGUACAGACUUCCACAGCCAUUCAGUGUGCUUAUAUUUGUUAUAAAACAAAAGAAUGCGAGGAAGCAAAUUUCGACAACUAUAAACAUUUGUGCGACAUGUAAACAUGUGACAUCUAAUCCUGAUAUUUGAAGUGGGUCGAUGUUCAUACAUACAUUUACUUAGUGAGCAUCUAGAACAAAAGCAUAUUUUUUUUUAUUUAAACGUUUCUCUGAUUCACUAAAGAAACCAAACAUUCAAUUAUAUCAUUCUAACAACGAGAGAAAAAAUUUCUUUAGUGAUAUUGACCGUCGAUGUCAAAUUAUUGAAUUUUGGUAAAAUUGUCUUAAUUUUGUAAUUUAUGUACAUAUUUGAUUUACACAUGGGCAAAACAAACAUAUUUUAUAAUUUAGAUGUAACAUUGAAAUUAAUUGACAUUAACAAUCAAGGUCAAAUUAAUAAAACUAUCUUGUUUUCCCAAAAGCUAUGACAUUAGGACCAUAUGCACAGUUUUGGUUGUAAAAAUGAUAUUUGAUAUCAGCUGACCUAGAUUUUGGUGAAUUGACCUACUUUUGUGUCAUUUAAUGUAAAAAUAUGAAAUUUGAACCAUAUGCACAAAUUAAUUAAUUUUAAAUGCUAAAAUGAACUUUGAUAUCAGCUAACCAAGAUAAGAUGAAGAUGUGACCUACUUACUUAUCCUUUGAUGUACAAUUAUGGAACUUAGACCAUGUAAAAGUUUUAGAUUGAUAAAUUUAGAACAUUAUGGUAAUGAUUCAUACUUGGAAAAAAGCAACAAGUUUGACUAGACCCACCUAUUGACAAUUAAAAAACAAGGAAAAACUAUAUUUGUUUCUUUCAUUAAAUUUUCUAGUUUAAGAUUU